UACAGCCAGCUCAACAGGUUGUGCAUGAAAGGAAAAACAUAAUGUGAGAAUCACACACCUGCCUCCCACAGAGACACGUACACACACCGGAAACAUGAAGACCCUGCUGCUCUGCUCUGCUCUGCUGCUCUCCUUCUCUGUCCUGUCCGUGGAGAGUGAGGCGGUGACAGACGGCGAUGGGGCGUUGAUGACUGGAGCUCCAGAAGAGGCUGGCUGUGAGAAGUUUGAAGGGGAAACCUGCACCAGGGAGUAUGAUCCAGUAUGUGGCAGCGAUGGAAAGGUCUACAGCACCGAAUGUGUCCUCUGCCAGGAAAACAGAAGAGAGAAGACGAAUGUGAAAGUGGCAAAGAAAGGGACAUGUUCUCCUUAACCGUAUAUGGAGCCCAGUCUCACACACACACACACACACACUGUGUAAUGGGCAUAUUCUGUAACUGGCUUUCUCAAUAAAGUUGUACACUGCAACAUA
Molecule: messenger RNA, 469 nt
Organism: Trematomus bernacchii (emerald rockcod)
Lineage: Eukaryota; Metazoa; Chordata; Actinopteri; Perciformes; Nototheniidae
Product: serine protease inhibitor Kazal-type 1-like
Exons: 4
Coding region: 95-370 (91 amino acids)
Molecular function (GO): serine-type endopeptidase inhibitor activity; protein binding
Source: RefSeq, a predicted model, not a curated record